AUGUCCCUCGUCGCUAUCAAAAACGCAGUCUCGAAACUGGUGUCCAAAAAUGACGAAGCUCCAUUGCUCUCUAAUAAUAACAACCACAACAACUCGUAUGGCUCCUCUACAGACGUGGAAUCGGGCAAAAACACACAUGAGGACCAUCUAGACUACCCACAACCAUCCAAUGGGCUCGGUUUCUUCGGAAAAGUCGACCCCAGAGUCAUGUCCGAUUUGAUCAUUGGACUUUCCGACGGCUUGACCGUCCCAUUCGCAUUGACAGCUGGGCUCUCGUCCCUCGGGGACGCCCGUCUCGUCAUCACCGGUGGCUUCGCGGAGUUGAUUUCAGGCGCAAUCUCCAUGGGGCUAGGUGGUUACUUGGGUGCCAAGUCCGAAUCAGACUACUACAAGUCCGAGGUCUCGCAGGAAAAAAAGAAGUUCUACAGCAACACCCAGCUGAUAAACCACGAGAUCGAAGACAUACUCUUGGAGAUGAACCCCAACUUCUCGGAGGACACCGUCAUAUCGUUCGUCAAGGACAUGCAGCGCGAUCCGGGGCUCAUGGUGGACUUUAUCAUUAAGUACGGCAAGGGUCUCGACGAGCCCGAUGACAACAGGCAGUGGAUCAGCGCCGUAACGAUUGGUGGUGGGUACUUUGCCGGUGGGUUCGUGCCGCUUGUGCCGUACUUCUUCGUCGACAAGGUGAUCACGGGUCUUCUUGUGUCGAUAGUGCUGAUGACGAUCACGCUCUUUUGGUUUGGGUACUUCAAGUCGCAGGUGUCGAUGGCCGACUCGACGCUCCAGCGCAAGGUGUUGGAGGGGCUCCAGAUGGUGGCUGUUGGUGGGGUAGCAGCGGGCGCCGCGUGGUUCUUCGUGAAGAUUAUUGAAUGA
Molecule: messenger RNA, 873 nt
Organism: Kluyveromyces marxianus DMKU3-1042
Lineage: Eukaryota; Fungi; Ascomycota; Saccharomycetes; Saccharomycetales; Saccharomycetaceae
Gene: CCC1
Product: Ccc1p
Exons: 1
Coding region: 1-873 (290 amino acids)
Biological process (GO): intracellular manganese ion homeostasis
Cellular component (GO): fungal-type vacuole membrane
Molecular function (GO): manganese ion transmembrane transporter activity; iron ion transmembrane transporter activity
Source: RefSeq, a predicted model, not a curated record